AAACUCAUUCCACGAGAAUGGUUUUGUGUCUGUGUUGUGUUCUUUAAAGUACCAAAUACAUUUAUUAAAAGAAAAAUCAGAACACAAGUUAUAUUUGUCAUUUGAUACGUUACAUUUAGACAUUUGCGGUUAAAAAAAUAAGUACUUUGUCAGUAACAAUCUAAUUAAGAGAAUUACGAUAACAGAUACCAGUUAAACAUGCUCCGCAAAAGAACAAUGUAGCCAGUCCUGAAAUUAGGGCGAUGGCAGUAAUGGGUUAGCACUGCUCCUCGGCUCGUUUCACAGGGUGGACGCGUUUUAACUGCGUGUUCUGUAUUUUAAUUCAAGACCCGCUUUUAAACAACAUUGUUUUAUUGCACAGCUGCGUUUUAUUUGAUGUUAAGGUCCGUUUUUUAUCUUGGUAGAAUCGCUACUAUGUUAGUUUCGUUAUUUGUAAAUGCUUCGUGCAGCUGAUCUAGUUUACAAGCACCUGGGCAUAUUGGUACAGAUCUUUCCAUGUACGUACAAGUUGAUCGCGUUGUUAUUCGUUUUUAUGUAAAGGAACAUGAUGAAGACGGCAGUGUGUUUCGCGUUAGGUUGAAGGGACUCUGUGUUAAGGGAACUCUCGGUCGCAGUUUUCAUUUCAGAUUAAUGGGAAUUCCCGUGUGGCUGUUUCGUUACAUAGAAGUAGCGUGGGCAGGGAAUCCAAAGGGUUUAUAUUUUACCUUUAAAAAAACAAACUGUAGGGCGUUUCCUUGUCUUUAUAAUUGGAAUAAAGUCAUAAGAAAAACAAAUCACUUUUAUUAUGACAAUGGAAGUUACACAUCAAAUCAAAUGUAUUAAGGCCCUGCGUAUGCAGUCAGUGUGAUGGCUUUCAAUCGAUUCUAUUAAUUUGCGCUUCUGCGUCAUACAGGUGGGAUGACGGAAGGCGGCUUCUCCGCCAGUGUGAGUUCAUUCCGUGUAAGACCGUAGUGUUGGGAAGAAGCACUUGUGACUUUGUGUUUUUUGUUUUGUUAAAGAAACAAAGGGAGUUUGAAUUAAAACCAUGAAGGAGCGCGGUGUUCAGAUCCCACAGGCGCUGGGGCAGGGACCCAGCUUCUUCAUCCCCGUAGAGGAGAUGGUGGAGGAGGGCGUGGUGCAGCCGAUCCUGAGGGAGGCCUUCGUGUCACUGGGCCGCCUCGAUCACGUCACCAUGGUGAUGGGUCUGCACACUGAGUACCUUGCCUGCUUCCUGCGCACUCAGCACUCCCUGCUGCGGCUGGACGGGCCCCUGCCCUACCCCUGGAGACACUUCAUAGCCAUCAUGGCCGUGGCCCGUCACCAGUGCUCCUACCUCGUCCAGCUGCACACCGCAGAGUUCCUGCAGGUAGGGGGGGACCCCCAGUGGCUAGGCGGACUCUCCUGUGCCCCCCAAAAGCUGCGGAACCUGAACGAGCUGAACAAGCUGCUGGCACACCGGCCCUGGCUCAUCACCAAGGAGCACAUCGAGAACUCUCUCCUCCUCUCCCAGGUGCUGUUGAAGCCGGGUGGUGAAGGCUGCUGGUCCCUGGCUGAGCUGAUCCACGCUGUUGUCCUCCUUACUCACUAUCACUCGCUGUCCUCCUUUGUGUUCGGCUGCGGAGUCAACCCUGAGCCUGACCACGAGGGGGGCCACGCCUUCCGACCACCGUCCCCCUGCCCGACCGACAGCCCCAGGGGUGAGGGUGGGGGCAGCGUGCCCAGGGCGGAGGCCCUGUGCGAGGCUCUCAUGACUGUCCCUUCUCCCCAGGCGGAGGCCCUGUGUGAGGUGGAGGCUCUCAUGAGGAAGAUGAAGCUGCUGCAGGAGCAGGAGGAGGAGGCGAGCCAGGAGGAGAUGGCAGUGCGCUUCGAGAGGGAGAAGAGAGAGAGCCUGCUGGUCACUCCUACUGAUGACAGCAAGAGGCUUCCCCUUGCCAGCGUGUCCCGCUUCGUGGAGGACCCUGAUUUUGGGUAUGAGGAUUUCACACGCAGAGGGGAGCAGACGCCCCCUACCUUCCGAGCACAGGAUUACUCGUGGGAGGAUCACGGCUACUCCCUGAUGAACCGGCUCUACCCAGACGUAGGGCAGCUCCUGGAUGAGAAGUUCCAGACCGUCUACAACCUCACCUACAACACCAUGGCUAUGCACAGCGGGGUGGACACCAAAAUGCUGCGCAAGGCCGUGUGGAACUACAUCCACUGCGUCUUCGGAAUCCGGUUUGACGAUUAUGAUUAUGGAGAUGUGAAUCAUCUGCUGGAGCGCAGUCUGAAGGUGUACAUUAAAACGGUGGCGUGCUACCCUGAGAAGACGAGCUACAGCAUGUACCAUGCGUUCUGGAGACACUUCCGGCACUCAGAGAAGGUCCAUGUGAACUUACUGCUCCUGGAAGCCAGAAUGCAGGCAGCCUUGCUGUACGCACUGCGAGCGAUCACACGCUACAUGACAUGACACCCUCCCCUCCCUGCAGAGUGAUCACACGCUACAUGACGUGACGUGACGCCCUCCCCUCCCUGCAGUGAUCACACGCUACAUGACACGACACCCCCCCUCCCUGUAGAGUGAUCACACGCUACAUGACAUGACACCCUCCCCUCCCUGCAGAGUGAUCACACGCUACAUGACGUGACGUGACGCCCUCCCCUCCCUGCAGUGAUCACACGCUACAUGACACGACACCCCCCCUCCCUGUAGAGUGAUCACACGCUACAUGACACCCUCUCCUCCCUGCAGAGUGAUCACACGCUACAUGACAUGACACCCUCUCCUCCCUGCAGAGUGAUCACACGCUACAUGACAUGACACCCUCUCCUCCCUGCAGAGUGAUCACACGCUACAUGACAUGACACCCUCUCCUCCCUGCAGAGUGAUCACACGCUACAUGACAUGACACCCUCUCCUCCCUGCAGAGUGAUCACACGCUACAUGACAUGACACCCUCCCCUCCCUGCAGAGUGAUCACACGCUACAUGACAUGACACCCUCCCCUCCCUGCAGAGUGAUCACACGCUACAUGACGUGACGUGACGCCCUCCCCUCCCUGCAGUGAUCACACGCUACAUGACACGACACCCCCCCUCCCUGUAGAGUGAUCACACGCUACAUGACAUGACACCCUCCCCUCCCUGUUUCUGAACAGCUGUGCUCCGUGGGGCUCACUCCAGCAGAGACUCUGACGAGGCACACAGCAUUGCACAGGCCUGGAGCUCCGCGCUGCCCUCAGCCUGCUUGUUCAGGAGGAAUUUCUUUCAACUUUUUGUUCUUUUUAUUUUCCUAUUUCAUUUUUAUUGUUAUUGUUAAUGUGCUUUUUGUUGUGUGAUUUUAGUUUUUUUUUUUAAAGCCUGGCUGCUCUGAAAUUUGAUUUGUCUUAAACAUCUGCGUGUGUUUGUAAAUCAAGCGAAAUUGAGAAGUAUAAAACAGACCUGGUGAAUAAUGACACAAGAUUUGACUAGAAGCCUUUUUCCGUGCCUUCUAGUCAACAUGUCUGUCACUUCAGUUUCGUGUAGUAUUUUUAAAUGUUCAUCAACAGGCUUGUCUUUUGAAUGUGAACGCACUGUAGGACAGUCGGCAUAUUUGGAAGGGAUGUGACAUGUGUCGCUGUGCCCGCUCUUCUGUCUAAGAGGGUUGCACCCUCAUUGAAUAGAGCAACAUUUCGAAGUUUAGAAAUACUAAAAGAACCGUAAUGAAUCUAAUGGCACUCAUUUUGAAGAGGCUGCCCCCUCAUUGAAUUCAGUACAGCAAUCCUGAACCCCGCUGUUCUCCACUCCCUAUAAACACUAAAUACAGGACAGGGUGCGGGAGCUCCAGUCAGGUUCAGCUCAUCACAGCCUUCACGGUCCAGCCUGCAGCGGCUCUCCUGUCUCAGUCUGUGUGCUGUGCAGUGGGGGAGAAGCAGGGCUGUUUGUGCAGGUGAUUAUUCGUAUUGCUGUCGCAUUUCCUGUCUGUGCAUGCUCAGGAAUUUGUUUGCAGAGGCAAAGAGCUUGAAUCACUAGCUCUGCAGUGAAUUGUUUGCUGUGUUUCUCAGUGGAGCAGCAGUGGGUGCAGUUGAAUUAGGACACCUGUUUAAUAGCAGGAAGUUCAGCUCUUAAAUUCAUGGUGUGAAAGAGUUUGAGGAGCUGUCAGCAUUGUGUCUUGGACGCACGCGUCUCCAUCCUCUUGUUAGUUUAUGUCUCCACUACAGUGUUGUUCACUUGAAGCCCAUGUGUCCUUGGUCGGCAUGUUUGGCAUCUUUUGCGAAUACCAAAGAGCCCCCAUUUCAUUUUUUGGUAAAUCGCACCCUUCUAGCAGUAUUAACUGAAGCAGCCACACCACCAGCUACAGAAGUGAAGGCCCAAUGUUUGGUAUUCCAAAGCAUAAUUACAAAGUCAGAAACCUAACCUCCCAAUAUAGAUGUGUGUAGAAUUUUAUACUGAUAUAGAUAUAUAGAUAGAUGACCUGUGAAAGGGCAGCAUUGAAAAGUGUGGAUUGGAGGACUCUGUACACGCCACAAUGAGAUUAUUAGUGCAGUCCUGGUAUUUGUCUGUUCAUGUUGACACAGACCCCCUUCACCUCACUGCUUCUAAACCUCCACCCUUCCCUUGCUUUGAUUUGCACAGCUGCUGUUGUUUUCAAAAAAUAGUUUGUGUUGUUUUGCACAGUUAUUGAUGGGGUGUGUUGUAUAUUUUGGUUGCAUUAAACAGUAUUUUUUUAAAUGAUUAUUUUUUUCACGUUGGUCCUCAGUUGCAUUUUCUCUGGGGUGUUUCCCUGCACAGAGAGGGGCGCCGGUACAUGCUGUCAGUGUUCUUUGUAACAAUGUUCGUUGUACUGUUUGCAGUGUCAUUGCACUGGGAAUGUUUUGUUGGGUCUCAGUUCCAGGGAAUGAGAGAGGCAGGUUUCAGUUUCCCAUGUGCUCUGUGUUUUGAGAGGCUCACAGCAAACGUAGGUUUCCCAGAGCUCUGGGAGCUGCAUGUACCCGGAUGGGAGGGUUUCUCUGUGUGCAGGACGGGGGCUUGUCCAGUUCUAAUGUCAUGCACAGUGUGAUUUCUAUUUAUUUAUUUUUUGUUUUUUGUAACUGAAUUUGAAGAGAUAGGAUCUGAAUUGAGCUCUUGUCUAUGCAAAUGGGAGGUUUCUAUUCACUGAAGACUGUUCUGUCUAGAACAGGGAAGUGAUACAAGGACACUGUGCUCUUUCAUUUAGAAAUACAGAAAGAAAUGUAAUAAAUUCAGUGAUUUAAUUUGAACUAGAAGUCUUUUUCAAUGUCUUCAGUGUUGAUUCCACAGUUCUGGAUGUUUUGAUUCAGCCUUGCCUUGGGAAAUAUAGGGCCAGGGAGAAGUGAUCCACUCUCAUGUCGAGAGUUGGUGUGUGUGUGUGUGUGUGUGUGUGUGAGGGGGGGGGGGGGGGUACUCGGAGUCCUGAUCCAAACUCGUGUGCGUGUGUCUGCAGUAUUGCACUUUAAACACAGGAAUGUUUUCUGCAUAGCCUUUUUUAAUUUCUUUGUAUUUUUUUUUUUUUUUUAUAUAUAUAUUUUGUGAAAUGAGUAGCGUGUCUCCGUGUCGUCUCCUGGAAGCUGAGCUGGAUCGCACCGAGGAAGAGGGAGGAAGGAGGAGGGCUUCAGGGUCUGGUUAGAACUUCAGAUGUUGAAAGAACGAAACCUAGCUGAGGUUUUUGGUCCAAUUGCAAAACUUUUAUUUAACACUAGAUUUCAGCUCAAGGUAAUAAUUUCUAAAUGAUGCUAUUAGGAAUGCAAAGAAAGACAUUGAAUUCCUUUGCAGUACUUUGUUGCUGGCAGACCCCUCUCUCCUCCUCUCUCUCUGGUGUCAUUCAGGAGCGUGUGCCGUGCCGCGCCUCUCCAGACAAUGCUGAGUCCCACCUCUCGUCUUCUGUUUUGAUUGUAGUUUCCUUUUGUUAUUUAAAUGUCAUCAUGCUGAGUUGUAUAUUCUGAAAACGUGUUGUACAGAGUGCAGUUUGAGACUUUGUAAUUAUAACUACCUUUAAAUAAUAAAACAAGUAAAUAAAAGUUUUAUUCUUCAGUAAAA
Molecule: messenger RNA, 5988 nt
Organism: Acipenser ruthenus (sterlet)
Lineage: Eukaryota; Metazoa; Chordata; Actinopteri; Acipenseriformes; Acipenseridae
Product: sestrin-1
Exons: 10
Coding region: 1025-2425 (466 amino acids)
Biological process (GO): positive regulation of macroautophagy; cellular response to L-leucine; regulation of response to reactive oxygen species
Cellular component (GO): nucleus
Molecular function (GO): oxidoreductase activity, acting on peroxide as acceptor; L-leucine binding
Source: RefSeq, a predicted model, not a curated record